Molecule: messenger RNA, 845 nt
Organism: Geodia barretti
Lineage: Eukaryota; Metazoa; Porifera; Demospongiae; Tetractinellida; Geodiidae
Source: the annotation of a GenBank genome assembly
UAAAUCCACGCCUUCUGUCGCUCUCUCUGUGACAUCCUCUGAGGAUAUUUCAGGCCCUCCGUCGCCGCUUUCACCCAUUUCACCAUUCUGACUCACUGGACGUGUGGACUGCAGGCCCGGGAUCGCCGCCCAGUGCUAUUCUAGCGUAAGCUUUGUGAGCAACCUGACAAAUUUCGUACCGACCUAUUCUCUCUCGCUAUCAGACAAUGGAAACGGAAUACGACUAUCUGUUCAAGAUAGUCCUCAUUGGGGACGCGGGAGUCGGCAAAACCAGCAUUGUCCGGAGGUACACCGACGGAAUCUUCACCUCGGCAGGAAUCCCCACCAUAGGAGUCGAUUUUUGCAUCAAGACUCUCCAGAUUGGAAGCAGUGCUGUCAAACUCCAGAUAUGGGACACGGCUGGCCAGGAGAGGUUUAGAACCAUCACACAGAGCUACUACCGUAGUGCAGACGCCAUCGUCCUUGUCUACGACAUCGGGGCCUCCCUCACCUUCAGAAAUCUCCCCGAGUGGCUAGCCGAGGUGGAGCGCUACGCCGGGAACAGUGUUCACAGGAUUCUCAUUGGGAACAAGAGCGACCGGCCGGACCGCGAAAUCGAAAAUGUCAUGGGGAAACAGUUUGCAGACGAGAACGGCAUGCCCUUCCUAGAAACCUCGGCAAAGAACUCUGAAAACAUUGACGCCCUGUUCUUGCAGCUGGCCAAGACUCUGCGGGACACUCACGUGGACAAGAAGCUAAAAUCGCCCCACAGUGGCGUUGGGGGCGCGAGCGUAAAACCCAACACUGUAUCCCUAACAAAAACUGAGAAAAAAGCAGAGGCUGGUGGUGGCAGUGGUUGUUGCUAA